ACAUUCGCUGUGCCAAAGAAUUUGUUUUGUUUAAUUUAUCAAAACCCAAACAAACUGUCUAUUCCAAUCCCUAAAUUUAAUUCUCUUCAUUUUUGCCCUAAUCUAUCGAUUCUCUCAGCUUCACCCAAUUCACUCUCCCGCCGGUGGCUCCUUCACCGGAAACACCCUACUCAAACUCACACUCCGCUCACUCUGCUCAUAAUCAAAUUCACAGAUCCGUCCAUUAAUUUUCAGUUAUUUGAUUGUUCAAAUAACCGAAAUAGAAAUAAUUAUGGCAAGGGAGGAGUUGCCGAUGAUGAGCCCUCAGUUGGAGCAGAUCCACGGCGAAAUUAAGGACAAUUUUCGCGCUCUUUCAAAUGGAUUUCAAAAGCUGGAUAAAGUCAAGGAUUCCAGCAGACAAAGUAAGCAGCUCGAGGAACUUACUGGCAGGAUGAGGGAAUGUAAAAGAUUGAUUAAAGAGUUUGAUCGUGGAGUCAAAGAUGACGAGAGUAGAAAUCCUCCUGAUGUAAAUAAGCAACUCAAUGAUGAGAAGCAAUCUAUGAUAAAAGAGCUGAAUUCAUACGUGGCUCUGAGGAAAACCUAUAUGAAUACCCUCGGAAACAAGAGAGUUGAACUUUUUGAUAUGGGAGCAGGGGGCAGUGAACCUUUAGCUGAAGAAAAUGUUCAAAUGGCAUCAGCAAUGUCAAAUCAAGAACUUGUCGAUGCUGGCAUGAAGACAAUGGAUGAGACAGAUCAAGCCAUUGAACGCUCUAAAAAGACUGUUCAACAAACUAUUGAAGUAGGAACUCAAACCGCUGUUACCAUGAAAGGCCAAACUGAACAAAUGGGGCGUAUUGUUAAUGAGCUGGAUACAAUUCAGUUCUCAAUUAAGAAGGCAUCACAGCUAGUGAAGGAAAUUGGGAGGCAGGUGGCCACUGAUAAAUGUAUAAUGAUGUUUCUGUUUCUCAUUGUCUGCGGUGUGAUUGCCAUCAUCGUUGUGAAGAUUGUCGACCCCAAGAACAAAGAUAUAAGGGACAUUCCUGGAUUGGCACCUCCAGCUCCGGCAAGAAGGCUGUUGUAUAUUAGGGAUCCAGAACAUUUUGCAUUGAAUUAAUUCUUUUCACAAUUUUCCCACUCAAUUUUUAUGGUUUUCUGUUGAGAGUAGUGGGGGAAGGGUUGUAUUUUCUCUUUUCUAUCUCUGUCCUCGUGAUUUGUUUCUCAACUGAGAUGUGCAUAUCCUGAUUGUGUUUGUCAUUGUAAAUCUGGCUUUUUGCAUUGGUUUGAAUCUUAUUGUUAAACUGUUCCAAUGUCUAACUUGUCAUUUUGACC
Mercurialis annua (annual mercury) is the source of this 1308-nucleotide messenger RNA. Its product is annotated as novel plant SNARE 13. Lineage: Eukaryota; Viridiplantae; Streptophyta; Magnoliopsida; Malpighiales; Euphorbiaceae. Gene Ontology annotation, molecular function: SNAP receptor activity; SNARE binding. The record is from RefSeq and is a predicted model, not a curated record. Gene Ontology annotation, biological process: vesicle fusion; retrograde vesicle-mediated transport, Golgi to endoplasmic reticulum. The transcript has 10 exons. Gene Ontology annotation, cellular component: Golgi apparatus; ER to Golgi transport vesicle membrane; endoplasmic reticulum membrane. Bases 272 to 1093 code for a protein of 273 amino acids.